AUGCGUAAUGUUACAUUAACUUUAUCGGGCACUACAAACAGAGCGGCGGGCGAGAUGGUCGGUGCGCAGGCGCAGGCGCUGAAAAAGUUAUUCAUAAUAUCAGUGAUAAUUGCAGCCACAAUUAUUGAAUCACCGGUAAGUGCAUAUUCAAUUCAUCGUAGACCAAGACAAGAUAAACAUAUACCACGUGAAGAUCUUAAAGCUGAGGAAAGUAUAUUGGACGAAGUAAAAAAUGGAUCAACAACAGCCAAUACAGUCAAAGAUGAUAAUGCGAAAAAGACAACGGUAAAACUGUAUGAGAUAAACGGUAAGCCAAGCGCUGACGACAAAGUAGAAAUAACAACUGCAUUCAUUCCUCUAAAAACUGAUGAAGGAACUUUGAAGUCUACUCAAUUACCAGUAUACACGAGUUCCAUGAAAGGGACGGAAUCCCUAUUAAACAAGAAAACAACACUAUUGCCUGAUAGUACCAUUAGUUUAAAAGGAAAUACUGAAACUGAUAAGUUUGGUGAAUUGACUUCGAAAAUUCACUCAGAUUUUGCGAGUACGACAACUUUAAUAAGCAACAGGCCCAACGAUGUUACGACCUUGCCUGGCAGUACUAUUAAUUUAAGAGAGAAUGUAAGUAAAAAUACUGAAACCGAUAAGAUUGGUGAAUUGACUACGACAAUUCACUCAGAUUUUACGAGUACAAAAACUCUGACAAGUAAUAAACCCAGCGAUAUAACGACUCCAGAAGCUCCUGUAGAAAUAACUAUAGAUGCUACUGAAUUACAAAAUAAUACCUCAAGCGAAAGAAAAACAACAGAACCAGUUUAUGUUAGUACCAGUGUAAUGACUGAUACGACAGCUAAAUCUGAUAAAACAAAAAAUGAUGAAACAACGCAAUCCAGCACAAGCACCACUCAUAGUGAAGAUUCUAAUGCAGAACAAAGUGAACAUAAUACUCUUACGCCAUCUGGGAAAAAAUAUACAUUUAUUGAUAGAAAACGAACGAGUUCGGAAAUAAGUACGUCAAGCAAUGAACAAGACACACAAACUGAAUCGACGCGCUUAAGUUUGGAGAAAUUAAUGACAGAUACAUCAAUAUCAUCUUUAGGAACUUUAGCUGAAAAACUUAAUUCUAAAACAACAUACGCUUUCGAUUUAUCAUCGACUUCUCCGUUUGGUCAAGAAACUAUAAGCGUUACUUCAGAUGACUCCACGCCCACCUCGUCAGGUAAAGAAUCUUCCCCAAGGGCAUUACAAAUAACGUCUAAACGGGCCGGUUUUCUAGAUUAUUCUGCAAAACCUAUGCCUGAAGCAACAACAGUUAUAGAAAAUUAUGCUAUCAGCGAUAAUAUUAACCAAUCCAGGGGGUUUUCUUCGAUGUUCGAAUUUGAGCCAGAUAAUGAUCCGACACCCGACAGUAAAAACAAGGCAUCGCAAAGUCAAUUGGCAGAAGAUGUCAUGAGAGAAGAAAUGAUGAAAGAAGAAAUGAUAAACAAUGAAGCAGAAAAUGCGAACAGACACAAAGAUAGUGAUCAACUCAGCGUUAAACCAAUAGACAAAAAUUCUUUAUAUUCCGUGGGCCCAAACUACAAACCCAUGAAAAAACUUGAUGUGCAGCCUGCAAAGCCAUUCAUCAGAGACCCGGACGACCUUAGCUGGAGAAACGAAAGUAUUAGUUCUCUAGGAAUCGUUUUCAAAGCAAAACCAGCAUCGAAAAAUUUUACUGAAGUUUUAAAAAACAAAACUGAAACACAAUUAAGUAACAUUAACGACAGGGAUAGUAAAAAUGAGGUCCCAGAUCUUCGUGAACGCUUGGAAAAAAUUGCUGAAGUAAGAAAAUCCAAGAAAAAGAAGGUGAUUGAUAAGUUUGGCGAAACCAUUUACACAGAUUACGAAGAAAAUUCUAAUUCCGCUGAAACUUCAAGUAGUACCCCCACUGAAAGAACUGCAACGCCGCCCUCAAACAAAGAGAUCGAAUAUGUUGCAACUAUAACAGAAGAGCCAGAUGUAACGACACACAUUCCAGUAAAACAUAUAUAUCAAAAAGAAACAGAAUCUGAUGCUGAAACCGAAACCACUAAGAAGCCUAAAUUUACCUUGGGCGACUACUACGACAUGGGAGAUGAUUAUGAAAAUGACUACAUAACAUUCCCUAAAAUAGAUAUAAGAAAAGUCACAACGCGUUUGCCUUCCAAAGAUACGCCACCGACGACUGUCUCCGUGGCGACGUCUGCGUUCCAGAAACCUAGCACACUGUACUGGCCGGACAGAAGACCUACUCUGCAGUACUUCCCACCGCGACCCACGAGUCAGAAAUUUAACGUCCAAGGCUAUGACGAAAAUCCUAUCAAUAAAUUGAAUUAUUAUACAUUUAAGGAGACUACGAAAAACAUAGUACCUGUGGCUGUAAGAUACACGACGGUACCCGCGCCUCCGGAGCAACGGAGACUCGAGCACCAGAACAAACAAAGAGCCCUAGAUGUAAACAAAUACAAAGAGGAUUUGACAAAAACCGUGUAUUUCACUCAGCCAAGAAUAGCCGGAGUGGCCCCGGCCAACGGAUACGAAGACGACGGACGUUACAACAGACCCACAUAUGUUAUUAAACAUUUCAAAGACUUGAUAGACAAGGCUGCCAAUGAAAACGAUGAUGAAAAAGACAACGACUAUGAUGUACCUGGAUACACAGCAACCCAGGGCUCCGUUCAAGACUCGACUGUUGAUAAUCUGUUGAAGAGCACACAGAAAUUGAAUUUGGCCGAAGAUUACGAUUACGACGCCGGGUUCAGGAAAGAUGUGAUAAGUAGGUUCGUGGACAAUUUCAACCAGAACAGUGAAAGGUUCAAGGUUGAUUUCCCGAUUUUGUAUAACAGUAGCGUGGUGCACGCAAAGGAAGAUAAUGGGAAUUUGGCAACGUCGAGUGCUUUUAUGAAGCGUUUGUACGAGGAUAUGAACUGGAAAGCGAAUGCGGCGAAGGGUAAGGAUUGCGAGGGGUGUGACAGGAAUGUGGAACUUCCUCCUGAUUAUGAGCUGCACUAUUACGUCCCAGAGCAGGAGGAACGAGAGGAAGCAGAGUCUCGGGCGCCGUCUAUGUACAGGUACUCCCUGUGGAGCCCGCCAUCAAAGCGAUAA
Molecule: messenger RNA, 3123 nt
Organism: Amyelois transitella
Lineage: Eukaryota; Metazoa; Arthropoda; Insecta; Lepidoptera; Pyralidae
Exons: 3
Coding region: 1-3123 (1040 amino acids)
Source: RefSeq, a predicted model, not a curated record